Messenger RNA from Nicotiana tabacum (common tobacco), 1655 nucleotides. RefSeq lists its product as uncharacterized. Gene Ontology annotation, biological process: protein phosphorylation. NCBI's taxonomy places the organism in Eukaryota, Viridiplantae, Streptophyta, Magnoliopsida, Solanales, Solanaceae. Gene Ontology annotation, molecular function: protein kinase activity; ATP binding. Gene Ontology annotation, cellular component: chloroplast. The record is from RefSeq and is a predicted model, not a curated record.
AAAUUGACAAAUUAUAGCGUAAAGUCCUCUUUUUCAUAGUACUACUCCAUUAUCCGUUCGCGCCACUAUACGCACAGAGCGGCGAUGGUUGUUGGAGGAGCAGUAGCAGACUGCCUUUCUAAAUGUGGAACUUCGUUUGUCGCGAGGUCUUCUUCAUCAUCAUUUUACGGAAUUGGUUUAAGUCUUAGUCUGAAUUCGAAUCUACCUUGUCCAAUUAGACCUCGUCGAGCUAUUGGAUUAUGUGUUGCUAGUUUGAUCACGAAUUCCGAUUCGUUCGAAGUUGGAAAGCUUAUCGGUAGCUAUGGCUUCAUGAAUGUCACCAGUUACUCGGGCCUCCAAUCUGGAAUGGGGAUGGAUUAUGCGGUAUCAGAAGAUAUAGGGAGCUUUAAAGUACAAGAUAUUGGAGAAGGAAAUGUCACGAUCAGGCUUUAUGAAGGAAGAGUAGCUCAAGGUCCACUUAGAGGAACUCGGGUCAUUUUUAAGGUAUAUCCUGGAAAACAAGUUGGUGGAAGUGAGGCUGACAUGAUGGCUGCGAAUGAGCUUAAUGCUCAUGCUUCCCUUCAAAGCAGUCCAAAAGAUUUCUGCAAGCAUAUUCAAAUACUUGUAGGAGGAUUUGAGACAAAUACUGGGGAGCAGUGGCUUGCUUUUAGGGAUAAUGGAAAAUAUAGUGCUGCAGAUUAUGCUAAAAUUACUAGUGAAAAAAUGGCAAAAGUGAUUGCUGGAGGAGAACAGAGAUUGUGGAACCCCUUUGAGCAGGAUCAGACCAUAAAACGCAGAAGAUAUUUUGUUAUUAGGCUGCUUCAUGGGGCUAUGAGAGGUCUGUCCUAUAUGCAUGACAAUGACAGACUACACCAAAGUCUUGGUCCUGCUUCUGUUGUCCUAAAUACAGUUGUUGAGAAAGAUGCUGCAUAUCUAGUUCCUCAGCUCCGUGAUCUCGCCUUCUCUGUUGAUAUAAGCUAUUCUAAACUUGAAGAUCGUCCUAAUAUCCUGUCAGAAGGACUUUGGAGACGGGCAUCUGUUUCUGGAGCGUCUAGUCCUUUGGAGAGAAGAGCUUUUGGAAUAGCAGAUGACAUAUUUGAAGCUGGACUUCUUUUUGCUUAUUUAGCAUUUAUUCCAUUUUGUCAAGCAGGAGUCAUGGACAGCCUAUCAUUGCGGAGGCUCCUGGAAAAUACUUUUCAACUUGAUCUUCAAGCUGCAAGGGAGUAUUGUUCUGCUGAUGAUCGCCUGCUAGAAGCAGUCAAGUUUCUUGAUCUAGGUGAUGGUGCUGGCUGGGAGUUACUGCAGGCGAUGCUUAAUCGUGACUACCGUGGGAGGCCAAUUGCAGAAGCUGUAGUAAACCAUCGAUUCCUGAGUGGUACUUUCCUAUGAAAUCACACAGAAUUUGAGUCGUAUAUUGAGUGCUGAUCGGUAAGGAGGCGAGGACCCACAGCAUAAAACUAAUAUGCUCUUACCAUGUAUGUUGUAAACUUGUAAUGUUGCCAAUUUUUGUAAUUCAAAUCCUUAUUUUGAUAUAUUAUCCGAGCAACAUGAUAUGAAGUUCCAAUCCAACUAAACAAGGUUGAGGUGGGUUAAUGAACCACCCUUAACUUUGAUAUUGAAUCAUGUAAAGUUCUUCCAAAUAAUGAAACUAUUGCACGAACUCGUGAAAUAUUAAA